This is a messenger RNA of Didymodactylos carnosus, 360 nucleotides long. Lineage: Eukaryota; Metazoa; Rotifera; Eurotatoria; Philodinida; Philodinidae. The record is from the annotation of a GenBank genome assembly.
AUGGAUAACUCUGAUCACAAAGUAAUCAUAAAUGCAAUGAAUGCAUUAUUCGAUGAAAAUGUUGUGAAAGAAUAUUCUGCAAUUGGAAUUCCGCUUACACAUUUAUCACCAAAUGAAUUUAUCAAUGAUUUAUUGAAAUCUUUAAAAAAUGAAAGUGCUAUAAAAGCCUACGAAAUAUUAAAGAUUUUGACACAAUAUGCUUUGAAUGAGAAAAUUGAUGCAAAUACUAAAUCAAAGAUAAUAAAUUACUUAGCAAAAGAAAUUGAUGAAUUAAAAUCAAAAAAGCCUAUUAGUUAUUAUUAUACAGAUAUAAAAAUUCGUUUUACGACUACAUUAAAAAACGAAUUAUAUAAAGCAUGA